AUGAGUUAUCCAUGUUUAAUGCCCGAAGACGGUUCACCAAUUUAAAUUCAAUCUAAAGUGUAUGUUGUUGGCAGAGUAGACAAAUGUCACCUCAAGAUUGAUCAUCCUUCAAUAUCGAAACAACAUUGUGAAAUAUUAGUGCAGGAUAAAAUCUUAAUCGUUGAUAAGCAGUCUCUGAAUGGAACAUUUGUAAACGGAGUUAAUGUGGGAAAAGGACAAUAAUUUGAAAUAUUUAGUGGAGACAUAAUCCAAUUUGGAAAAUACCCAAUUCUCUACACAUUUUAUAGCGAUACAAAGAUGGCAUACAAAUAAAAGAAACCCAAUCAGCCAGUUAAAGACAUGAAAAUAUCAGUUGUUGAUUUCGUAAAAUAAAAAAAUUAAGAAUUCCAAAAUUAACAAACACCGGUAAUUUAAUAAUAAUCAUCAUAAUAAAUUCCAUUUCAAAUCAAGCAUUUCAGUCCUGAUUCUAUUUUGAUGGCAGAUAAACAAAAAAUUGAUGAAACUACUUAGGAUCUGAUUAAAAAUAAAAAUAUUGAAACAGCUUAAUAAAUCAUCUCCUAAUUAGACAGAGAAAAUAAUGAUUUAAGGACAUAGGUUUUGUAAUAAUAGGCAGAUUAUGAUAAAAAGUCAUAGGCAUUUCUUGAUUUAUAAUUCAGAUACGAGAAAUUAUCAAGCGAGUUUUCAAAUAUAUAAGCAAAGUACCAAUCUGUAGAACCAUUUACUAAGGAUUUAUAGGCCAAACUUGAAUAAUGUAGAAAAGAAAAUGAACUUAGAUUGGCAGAAAUAGAAGAAUACAAAAUUACAGAUAUUGGAAAGAAGAUAGCAAUAUAGAAUGUAAAUGAAUAAUUUAUAUUGAAGGCUGAAAUCCUAUAAUUAAGGAAAAUACUAUAAUUAAAAGAUGAAGAAAUUUAAGGAUAAAAAAAGCAAAUUACUUAAUUACUAUCCAAUGUUUCAGGAAAUCCUCAACAUCACAUCUAAAUGCUUGAACAGAAUUCUAGAGAACUUACUUAAUUAAAAAAAUAAUUAAUAGAGUGGGAAGGCAGAGAUAAUGAAUGUUAUAGGAAAUGGACUCAAUUGCUAUAGGAUAAUGCUAGAAAGGAAGAAUAAAUUAGAGCUUUAAAAUACUAAAUCGACCGAUUAACACAAAAUAUUUAAUCUCUUCAUCAAGAAUUUGAUAUGAAAAACCAUGAAUUAAAUAAAAGGAUACUUCAAAUAAUUGAUGCUCAGGGUGACUAGCAAUAAAAGGAAGCUGCUUCUUUUCUAGUCUAACAAAUUGCCAUUAUUUCUGAGGAAAGAAGAGUGUAUUUGGUUGAAGUAGAAGAACUAUUGAGGUCGAGAUAAGAGAUUAUCACAGAACUAGAACUACUAAAGAAAGAAGAAUACAUAAUCCCUGACGGAACUAAUGUCACAUCUUUAAUCAAGGCCUUAAGAUAGAGAGUGGAAGAAUUGAGUGACAUUUUAAAUGAAUACAAAUAAAGAGAUAGUUAUGAUUAAUUGGUGAUUUAAAAGUAAUUGAUUGAGGAAUUAGAGUAGAAAUUAAAUCUUGCGGAUAAGAAAAACAAAUAAUUAGAAUUAUAACUGUUUUAAUUAAAAAAUACAUCACCUCAAUAUUAGGCUGACGCUUAAUUUGAAUUCUUUACUAAGAGAAUUAAUGAGUUGACUGCUUAGAUUAAGGAUCAAUAAAGAAAAAUUAAUUAAUAAGAGGGUGUUGAACAAUAAAAGGAAUUACAGAUUUAGAAUAUGAAAUACCAACUCAAUACAAUCAAACUGAAUGAUUAGUAGAUUAUUAAUCCUAUAUUGCAAAAUGAAUUUAAAAAUGAGAGGAUAGGAAAUGAAUUUGAAACUUGA
Paramecium tetraurelia is the source of this 1848-nucleotide messenger RNA. RefSeq lists its product as uncharacterized. Gene Ontology annotation, cellular component: nucleus. Gene Ontology annotation, molecular function: protein binding; mRNA binding. The transcript has 5 exons. Lineage: Eukaryota; Ciliophora; Oligohymenophorea; Peniculida; Parameciidae. The record is from RefSeq and is a predicted model, not a curated record.